Messenger RNA from Entrophospora candida, 406 nucleotides. The record is from the annotation of a GenBank genome assembly. Lineage: Eukaryota; Fungi; Glomeromycota; Glomeromycetes; Entrophosporales; Entrophosporaceae.
AAUACCAGAUUCAUAUUUAGAAGCAAUAGAAAAAUGGAAAUGGCCAGAAGGAUUAGAAUCAUAUGGAGGAAGAAUAACCUGGAUAAUGGAUUUUGUACCAGAAGCUCAAGAAGAUUUAGCAGAAAUAAGAAAAGUAAUCAACGGAGAAACUACAGGAAUAUCUUUAAGUUAUAGACCAGCAAAAGAAGCCUUUGAAAGACUUAAAGAAAAAAUAAAGAAAAGAAUAAUUUUAGCUAAACCGAAUUACAAUAAUAUCAUAAUAUUAUCAUGCAAUGCAGGACCAGAAGCUUUAGGAGCAUGUUUAUUCCAAGAAGAAAAAGAUGAAAAGGGAAAAACGAAAAGGAAUAUAAUAGGAUUUUAUUCAAGAUCUCUGAAUAAAUUACAAAAAGGAUACUCAAUACCUUGA